CCGUUCAUAAGCUGCUCAUCUCCCUGUUGUAUCCUUGUCUUUUUCCCUCCAUUUUCCUUUCCCCCUUGUUGUAGUUUCACAUUUCAGCCACGGCGUCCCUUACCUCCCCGAACAUGUCCAGAUCGUUACCCUCUGCGACAUCUAUGUCGCCAGUACUAACACCACUCACCGAGCGAGUAAUGCGGCACGAUCAAUACUACAUCCAGGGCGGCGAUGUGAUCUUUCGGGUCGAAAACUACUUGUUCCGGGUCCACCGUUAUUUCUUCGUGCGCGAAUCCCCGUACUUCAGGGACAAGCUCCCUCACCCGCCACCGCCCGGCGAACACGUACAAGGCGCGAAUGACCAUAAUCCAUUCGUGCUCGAGGACGCUCUCUCUGAAGAUUUCGCCAGAUUCCUUUGGGUGUUUUACAACCCGAAAUACUCUAUCUACGGCGCGAACGUUGUCGAGUGGACCUCUAUCCUCAAACUCGCACAUCAGUGGUCGUUCCCCGAGAUCAAGGCGCUCGCUGUCCGCGAGCUCGAGCGUCUCACGAUCGACGCCGUCUCAAAGAUCGUCAUCUACCACUCCUACGCCAUCGACCGAUCACUUCUUAUCCAAUCCUACAUGACCCUCUGUACAAGGGAGGAUCCUAUCUCUCUCGAUGAGGGUAAGGCUCUCGGUCUCGAGACUUCGCUGAUGCUUGCUCGCGCUCGUGAGGUCUGUCGCGGGCCCAAGCCGAACAACGGCAUGCGUAGUCCUACCGUCAGCGUCUCGGGCGUCGAGCUCGAGAAACUUAUCAAGGAUGUCCUUCAGCUCGAGUCCCUCUCCGCCCUCGAACUCACUGGUGUGGCUCCUAUCUCGACCACCGGGCUCACUGCGACCACCCCCGGCUCUUCCAGGAACUCGGCGGUAACACCAAUUACUGCAAGUAUGAUGAAUUCCUUUCGGUCGCCUGCAGGUGGAUUGGUGAUGACCCACUUGCCAUCCCCAGAUCCAUUCGCUGACCAUCGAUUCGUUGCUUUUCCUGACAUGUAG
Stereum hirsutum FP-91666 SS1 is the source of this 1016-nucleotide messenger RNA. RefSeq lists its product as uncharacterized. The transcript is spliced from 3 exons. The record is from RefSeq and is a predicted model, not a curated record. Lineage: Eukaryota; Fungi; Basidiomycota; Agaricomycetes; Russulales; Stereaceae. Gene Ontology annotation, molecular function: protein binding. Bases 114 to 1016 code for a protein of 300 amino acids.